CAACUGUUUACAAGUUGUCAGGCACUGAUCUCAUAUGACACAGUUUGUCAAGUGUUCCAGUUACAGUAUGACAGCAAGACAGUAUAAAGCUGAUUUGACAUGAAACAUGGCAACUCCAAAGAGACAGUUUUCAAGAUCUUUAUCCAACAACAAGUGGAUGAAAUUGUGGAAAAAAUGGCAGAGGAAAGAUGUUGUUGUGGUAAAUGAACAUCACCGUCGUUAUAGAGCUCUUGAGUGCAUCAGAGAAGGAAUUCAGGACUUAUUUGACAAACAUCCAGAACUAGGGGUUAAGGAUGAAUUGACAGAAGAAGACUUUUGCCAUAUUCACAGCAAAACAAUUAAAACUAAUCAAGGAAAGAAAUUCAAAUUCCGCAGUUAUGCUAGUUCUGUAUUUUCCUGCAUCAGAAGAGCAGUGUCUGUUUCUGACAAGGAUUUCUUGUCAUCAGUAGCUCCAGAUGACCUGGAUUAUAUGGAAUUUUUUAGCAAUUCUAGAAGUGGGCAGGAUUUCUAUCUCAGUAACGAUCAGCAGUUCAUCCUGAAAACUGACAAGAAAUACCAUUUGGAAUUCUUCAUGUCAAUUCUUGGUGACUACCUGAUGCAUUUCCAGAGAUACCCACACUCACUCAUAGUCAAAUUCUUAGGACUGUAUUCUAUUAAUGUAGCAGGGCAACCCAAGAUGUAUUUCCUUGUGAUGCAAAAUGUGUUCUUUCCUGUGGAAAGAAUUGAGGCACGAUUUGAUUUGAAAGGAUGUCUUGCUGGCAGGUAUCAAAAGCCCUAUACAGAGGAGAAGGGAGUUCUCCAUGUUCUGAAGGAUCAGAAUUUUUAUCAUGAGACUAUAAACCUAGGAAGUCAGCGAGAGUGGUUCCUGAGACAGCUUCGCCAUGAUGUGAAUUUUCUGCGGGAAUUAGGUGUGCAAGAUUACAGUCUGCUUCUAGGUCGUCACGAACUCCAUAUUGACGAUCAACAGACAUCAUUUGGAAAUCUAGUGUACAGGAUGAGGAAAUCUUUUGCUAAAAAGAAAUCCUCAUCAAUCUUGGACACAUCUCAUUUGCAUAAUCAAGUUCACCCUUCAGAUACUAUCCAAGAGGAAGACGAAUCUCCCAGACGAGUACGUCAUAGGGAUCUCAACAAAGCCUUCGCAGCAAUGAAACCAACAAAGACUUCCACAAGUUUAGGCAGCUUGCUAGAUUCUUCAUCUUUAGAUAUGGAUGAUUCCCUAAAUAGAAGACUUUUACUAGAAUGCAAGAACCCUUUGCAUGUAAUUGACGGAUCUCAUGAAAGAUAUUACGUGGGCAUCAUUGAUUUUUUUACUCAGUACGAGUGUAAACAGCGGGUUGCUCGAGUUCUGAAGGUGUGUAAGAAUUGUUCCUGUGAUCAUUCUACGGUUCCGCCGGACAUUUAUGCCGACAGAUUUCUGAGAUUUAUUGAGGAGAGGACUAAUUAAUUGAGAUUUAUUGAGGAGAGGACUAAUUAAUUGAGAUUUAUUGAGGAGAGGACUAAUUAAUUGGUUAAUGGUAGAUUUUUCUAUGUACUAACAAAGGGGCACUAUGUAUAAUGCUCUAGGUUUGUUUUAUUGUUAGGAAAGGGGUAUAAUUUAACAAUGUGAUAGUGUAUUUUGGAAUUGCAUGUAUAAAAUACUUUGCUCAACUGAUCAGUGCUGCAGUAGAUGUUUCAUGAAAUAGAGGUACUAGUAUUAAUUGUCUUUAAAUUCCAGUACCAGUAUUUGACUGUUGAAAAAUUAAACAAUGUCUUUUUUCAUACACUUACAUUCACCAAGUAGCUUAGAAGUCUGAUUUUAUUUUACAAUUUAAACAAGACACAAAGCAGUCAUUUUUAUUGCUGAUAUUCCUAGUACAUAUGUUUUUUGUUUUAUUUUUA
This is a messenger RNA of Saccostrea echinata, 1878 nucleotides long. Its product is annotated as phosphatidylinositol 4-phosphate 5-kinase-like protein 1. Gene Ontology annotation, biological process: phosphatidylinositol metabolic process. The record is from RefSeq and is a predicted model, not a curated record. The transcript has 10 exons. Lineage: Eukaryota; Metazoa; Mollusca; Bivalvia; Ostreida; Ostreidae. Bases 107 to 1444 code for a protein of 445 amino acids. Gene Ontology annotation, molecular function: phosphatidylinositol kinase activity.